Rubroshorea leprosula is the source of this 2144-nucleotide messenger RNA. The record is from the annotation of a GenBank genome assembly. Lineage: Eukaryota; Viridiplantae; Streptophyta; Magnoliopsida; Malvales; Dipterocarpaceae.
CGACGAACAAAGAUAUGGGGAUUUUCACAGUGCUUUGUACACCACUCUGCCUUCUGUUUUUCUUCCUCUGUCUUAAAGCUGCCUUCUCAUCCUCUAUACAUGCUUCUUCCCUCUCAGCAGCACAUCUCUGCUCUCAUGAGGAGGCUCUUGCUUUGCUGCAAUUCAAGGCCUCCUUUUCCAUCAAUUUCAUUGCUUCUAAUCCUGAUUUAUGUGAACAUUAUUAUACCAAACCUUAUUCUAAGACUGAAUCAUGGAAGGAAGGUAUAGACUGUUGUUCCUGGGAUGGGGUUAGCUGUGAGAAUGUCAUAGGUCAUGUAAUCGCCCUUGAUCUCAGCUGCAGUCUCCUUUUUGGUACCUUUCCUUCCAACAGCACUCUUUUUCUCCUCAAAAACCUGCAGAGCCUCAAUCUUGCCUUCAAUGAUUUUAGGCUGUCCAAGAUUCCACCAGAAAUUAGUCAGUUUACGAGACUGAAGCAUCUUGAUGUUUCUUCUUCUCGAUUUUUGGGCCAAGUUCCAGCAGAAAUUGCUCACCUCCCCAAGUUAGUUUCUCUCAAUCUCUCCAAUCAUUAUGAUUCUUCUCACUUGAUCCUUGAAACAACUACCUUCAAAAAUCUUGUUCAUAACUUGAGUGAGGUGAGAGAACUUGAUCUUCGUGGAGUGAACAUGACAUCUGUUAAUCCUCGUUUCUUCAUGAAUCUCUCUUCUUCUUUGACUACUCUUGAUCUUUUCAACAGUGGGUUAAGAGGAAAUUUUCCAAACAGUAUUUUCCACUUUCCAAAUCUCAAGAAUUUUUAUUUAAGUGGAGAGCCAAACCUCACAAUUGAUCUUCCAAGUUCCAAUUGGAGCAGUCCUCUCCAACGAUUGUAUUUAGGUGACAUGGAUUGCGGACGGCGAUUGCCAGAGUCUAUAGGAGAUCUAAAGUCAUUACAGUAUCUGUGUCUUAUCUGCAACUUGGAAGUUUCCAUUCCAGCUUCCAUAGGUAAGUUAAGGCAACUUACUAGCCUAUACCUCUGUCUUAACAAUCUCAGCGGAGAAAUCCCAUCAUCACUUGCAAACCUCACCCAACUUAGUGAUCUUGACCUUUCAAAUAAUCAGUUUUCUGGUCCCAUUCCAACUUCCAUAGGUAACUUAAGGCAACUUACUAGACUAGCCCUUUAUUCUAACGAUCUUAGCGGAGAAAUCCCAUCAUCACUUGCAAACCUCACCCAACUUAGUGAUCUUGACCUGUCACAUAAUCAGUUUUCUGGUCUCAUUCCAGCUUCCAUAGGUAACUUAAGGCAGCUUACUAGACUAGCCCUCUAUUCUAACAAUCUUAGCGGAGAAAUCCCAUCAUCACUUACAAACCUCUCCCAACUUACCUUUCUUCACCUUUCAAAUAAUCAGUUUUUUGGUCCCAUUCCAGCUUCCAUAGGUAACUUACAGCAACUUACUGGACUAGCCCUUUAUUCUAACAAUCUUAGCGGACAAAUCACACCAUCACUUGCAAACCUCACACAACUUAGUGAUCUUGACCUUUCACAUAAUCAGUUUUCUGGUCCCAUUCCUUUUCAUGCUAUUAGGUUUUCCAAACUAAUGCAUCUAGACUUGUCUUAUAACUUACUUAAUGGCACGUUGCCGCCUUGGAUUUUCACCCUGCCUUUGUUAGAGUACUUUUAUCUCAAUCAUAACCAAUUUCAAGGUCAAAUAAGUCAAUUCCAGCAAAACUCACUCACACACAUAGAUUUAGUUAUAUGUGUUGGAGCUAUUCUGUCUUCCUUUGAACUCCAGGCAUCUGACUUUCGGACAACUUUGAGAAACGAACCAUUCUUGCAGCUUUUCCAUUCUCUAUAUGUAUAUCCUUUAACUGUGAGCUUGAGUUGGAAAAGGAAUCUAUUCGUAAGAGUUGAGCUAAGAAAGGAUGAUGCAGAUGUUCGUAGACAACCUUCAGAGGCAAUGUAUCCAAGGGAACCUGGUUUAUCACUUCAGAAGUGGGCUCACAUGCAAGUUGCAGAAGAGCUCUUUCUCCUGCCUUAUCUCCUUGGCUCUUUCCAACUAUCUGAACCUUUCUUGCAGAAGAGCAAUGGAUGGAUGAACCACUGUUGGAUCAAUCUAUUAAUAACUCUUAAAGGAUAAUAAAGGAAAGGAUAAUAAAGAAUUUUUGAUAUA